Messenger RNA from Sinocyclocheilus rhinocerous, 2599 nucleotides. RefSeq names its product glucocorticoid modulatory element-binding protein 1-like. The transcript has 9 exons. Gene Ontology annotation, biological process: regulation of transcription by RNA polymerase II. The record is from RefSeq and is a predicted model, not a curated record. NCBI's taxonomy places the organism in Eukaryota, Metazoa, Chordata, Actinopteri, Cypriniformes, Cyprinidae. Gene Ontology annotation, molecular function: RNA polymerase II cis-regulatory region sequence-specific DNA binding. Gene Ontology annotation, cellular component: nucleus. The coding region runs from base 126 to 1850 and encodes 574 amino acids.
UACAGUCUCUCAUGGCUUGAGCAGGAAGUGUAGCUCAAACAAACUGCGCAUGUUCACGCAAAGCCUCUCGCUAUGUAAGGAUGACACCGAGCGCGGUCUAAACGAGUUGAAGGAGAGCGUGGUCUAUGGCAGAGACAGAAGUCACUGUGUCCGUGGAGGACAUGGUGGAGGUGAAGAGCGCUGAGGAAGAGGAUGCAGAUCCUAACAACCAAAGCAAGACUCGGAUGAUCCUGCAGCUGCAGCCCAUCACAGCUGGGCUUGGAGAUGAAAGCAGUGAGACAGAUGCUGCAGUUGUGGCUGUGGAGACACAAGAUGAGGCGUCUGCUGAAGGAGAGGGUUUGGAGCUUGGUUAUCCCAUUACAUGCGGAGAGAGUAAAGCCAUCCUUCUAUUCAAGAAGUUUGUCUGCCCGGGAAUCAACGUCAAAUGUGUAAAGUAUGAGGAUCAGUUGAUUAGUCCGAAGCAGUUUGUGCACUUGUCAGGGAAAGCCACCUUGAAGGACUGGAAGCGAGCGAUCCGGAUGGGUGGCGUUAUGCUCAGGUCUGCUUGCGCAUAUUGUUUUAUUUUUUUUAAUGCGCUUCAAAGGCACUCAAAAUUGAGUUUUUUCAUGACCAUUUUAAUGAAAAUUACACCGGCGCAUUGUCUGUAUGUGUGUCCUGCAGGGCAUGUUUCUGUGGGUAACGGAGGUCAGACGGCCACAGCAGAGGAGAAGAAAGAAGACGUGAUCGGUACAGUGGAGUGGAGCACAGCCACGGUAGAAAGCCCAGAGAAAGGAGACUCACCUGAUAUCUCAGAUGAGACGCUGAGUUUCUGGAGGGGCAUCGCUGAGGUGGGGCUGAUGGGGGAGGUGGUGUCUAAUAUCCACUCAGAGCUGCUGAGUCUGCUGAGAGGAGUUCAGUUGCGCACGGAUCAGAGCUCUCUACAGGACGCAGAGAUUGCGGUUCUGAGUAACCUGGCACAAGUCUUUGACCUGCUGGACUCCAUCAAACAAAUUCUGAAUGUUCGACGGCAAGUGACGGACCCGGAGCAGACGCAGGUCCUCAGAGCACUGACAGCAUUGGAACAGCAGGUGGAGGAGCAGAAGCGGCAGCAGACGCUCAGCUGGUUGUCUCAAUCCCAGGCCCUCAGCAGUCUGGUUCUCCCCUCCACGCCUCCAUCCAAACGCACUCCCAAACGCCCCCGCCUCCAGCGGCCCGCCUCCACCACCGUGCUCAGCACAUCCGUCGCCCAGCCGCUUACCCUCCAGCCCCAGCAGUUCACCGUGCUCUCCCCCAUCACCCUCUCCUCCAUCGGCCAGUCGUUUGCAGUGGCCGGCCUCAACCAAGCCUCCAACACGGUAACCCUACACGCCCUCCCGGCCGGCUCGCAGCUCUUCACCAGAAUCUCCGCGGGUUCGGACGGAAAAACCGAAGCCAUCGCGCUCCAUCCGGCGUCUGGGCUCACGCUGCUGGGCGCCACAGCCGUGCCGGAUCACGGGCAGCUUGUGAGCCCCGUCGAGCUCGUCCAGUUCACGCAGAAGACGACCUCCGGCGUAGCCCAAGACGGUCAGGUGGUGGCAGGUACGGUAAUGAUGCAGGAGAGCGUCGUCAGUGUCGUGCAAGAGGACGAGAACCAAGACAACACCACCCUGAUCGAGAUAGACCCGGCCACCGCCGACCACAGCGUGAGCGUCAUGGAGCUGCAGCUGGAGGGCGAGGAAGCUGAGGGUGGAGUGACUGUGGUGGAAGGAGGCGAGGAGGUGGUGCAGGGCGAGACGGAGGAGGAGAUACAGCUGGAUGCCAAUGGUCAGUUCCACAAUUUGCCCGUUGUAGUGGUGGAGGAAGAGACGCAGGGCGCCGGCAAAGCCAAAUGAGACACGACACGCUCACACAAACCGCCCUCAGGGACUGACGGACCAAAUCAGACAGGGACGGGGAUUGUGUCGCCCCAGGUGGAGUUUGUGUUUGCCCUUCCAGCUGUCUCGUUUUUUCAUUACUCUCUUCCUGCACAGCCAAGCUCAGCUCUUCAAGCCUGACUUGUCACGUAUUUGUACAAGCAAGUUCAGUAUUCCUUUUUUUUUUUACGUGCGAGAAGCAACAAUUUGUGAAGUUUUGUUGGAACACAUUCAGUAUUUGCUUUCGUUUUCGAGUGUGGAAGUUUAGAUUGGGCACUUAUUUUUCAGUUUCCCUUUGUUUCGGUGCCAAAAUGUCAUGUUGUAGCCAGAUUAUCCACUGUGUGAAUCUCCGAUCUGUAGGUGAAGACUCACAGUUCGUGUGAUAUUUAAGACACUCCCGUAAUGAGAAUUGACACUGUCUGUGGUCUCUUUGUACUUUCUGACAUCAGGGUAUAAAUGGCACUAAUGUUGGUGAUGUUUUAGCACAGUGGUUUUUAACUCCGGACCAGGAGACCCGCAGCACUUCAGUUCAUGCAGUGCUCUGCUAGUGAUAUUAGAGUCUGAAUUGUGUGUAAAUAAAGGAGGUGAAAGUGCAGUGCUUGGGUUCCCAGGAUCAGAGUUGAGAUCCACACCGUUAGCACACAUAAUGAAAGAUGUGUUAUGAAUGUUUGUGAAUGGAUCCUGUGUGUCCUUCACUGAAAAUAAAACGGAUCUUCCUUUCCCCGUGA